GUCUUUUGAGCAACUCUGUUCAAUUUGCUUCAAUCAUUUCAAUCUACUUCUCUUUUGCAAUCGCGUUUUCUGUUUUGCAAUUUAAUGGGUAGCACGCAAUUCAAGCUCUCCGUCUUUAGUUCUUGUGAGUCUCCAAUAUUGCUUCUAUAAGCAGGAUAAGUUAAAAUAUUAAUAAAUGCUCCAUUGGAUGAAGGUCCAAAACAAUUCAUUGAUUGACAGUAAUGGACAACGACGAUAAACAACGAUCGUCAUCCUUGGUGAUUGAUGAGAGUUGGUCAUAAUUUACUUGCUGCUCUCAUGUCUGUGCAUGAGGAAAUUCCAUGUUCUUAAAAAAAUCCUGAAUUCUGUGGGAUGGCGAUAUAUUGCAUACCAUGUCAACACUCAUUUCAUGCCCGACGCAGCAACUUAAUGCCUUGUAUUUACAACUCCUUUUUCAUAAGCUUUUCUAUGUAAUGGAAUAACGCCCUCUUGUUUGGCUUUGACAUGAGAAUUCUACAAUACGAGCUCGCAAUUAGGAAAGUCAGCCUCGUAUGAACGCCCUUGAUAUGCGUUAUUUGUUGUAAGAAAGUCAAUUACUGUUGAGUUUAGUAUUAUACAUGGAGCAGAUAGUGCAAUCGUUGAGUGGCCUUCCUGGGUUUUCUAACUCAAUCCGGACCACUGGAAUCCGUUCCAAGAUUUGGCUCAUGUUGGGCAUCAUUGGAUUGAUUCUCACAUUUAUUCGGAUAAUCGCUGUCACGAAGGAAUUUCUUCAAGGCCCCGUCUUGACCCAGGUGGAUUUGAGGACCGCUUCAGAGUCCAGUUCAUUUCCAGCAGUUACUAUUUGCACUCUCAACCAAGUUAGUUGUGCCAAAGCCUUUCAAAUAAAUGAGCUAUUGGAAGAAGCUAUGAAAAAUAAGAAUAGCCUGAACCAAGAACAAAUUCGAGAGAACUUACCAAAAACCUGUCGGUUAUUUGAAAUGGCCGGAUGUUCAACCAAUUGUUCUGAUGGAGGGCAGUUUCUAAAUACCUCUUUUGAAGAUCUUUAUAACUCGUUGCAACGCGAAACUAAGAUUGCCAUUGGCGAAUCAUUGGAAACUACCAUGUUAGAAUUCAAAUACUCCAAUGCAGUUCAAAACUCCAGUUCUUGGACCAUCUACUAUUUGCCAAUGACUGGGAUUUGCUUCCACUUCAACUAUAUGGGUUUGGUCAAGGAAGCAGGAGUGGGAGAAGAAAAUGGAAUGGAAUUGCUCAUUCGGCUAAAUUCGGACCCCAAUCUACGAGAAGGAAUACAAGAUGGUAAACACGGAUUGACCUUGACCAUUCAAAGCCCUUUGGCGUUUCCUGCUCUAACGCUCAACCGAAUCGAUUUGGAACCGGGUAUGGCUCAUCGCAUUCCAAUGAGUCGUGGUUCCUGGACAUUUUUAAGAAACUGUAUAUCAAAUUGGAAUGAUGCUGCUAUUCAAGCGUUUAAGAACGAGAAGUUCAUGAAGGCAUACGGUAAUUUACAUUAUGAUCAAAGUGUUUGCAACCACUAUUGUCAAGUGGAGGCCAUAUACAACAAGUGUGGAUGCAUUUCAACAUCUCAUGAGAUACCUGAGGCUCGUAGGUAUGUGUUUGUUGAGGCAAAUGGAACAAUUAGCCGGUCUUGCCUCUCCAAAGAUGAAGAAUGCACUUCGGCCUCAAUUGUGGCUGAUCCCGAAAUUACUUGUGGAUGCAAGUUGAGUUGCUUCGAGGAGACUUUUGAUAUGUUGCCCUCGCAAGGUAAAUGGCCCGGAGAUUCAUCCUGGAAGCGGAUUGCCAAGCAAUUUGGAAUCCCUAGGCCGAUUGUCAAUGUCACGGAUAUGACGAGCUUUGAGGAUGUUAAUAUUGAGAAAUAUUCGGACUUUCUGUGGCGGAAGAAAGUGGACAGAUCAGUCAUGAAGAUACGGAUCUUUUUGCGGACCAGGGAGAGUCUCGAGUUCAAGGAGAAAAAGAAAUUUGAAACACAUUGGGAGGUUCUGGCCAAGAUGGGAGGAUCCAUGUCUGUGUUCAUGGGAUUAUGUUUUGUGGCCAUUAUUGAAGUGAUUGGAACCUAUGUCGUUGGCUUUUGGUCGAUUAUAUCAUGUCAAAUAUGUAAAAAUGAUAAAUAAUAAAGAGGGAGGAACUAUUCUUGCAUCUUUUACCUAACUA
Molecule: messenger RNA, 2148 nt
Organism: Tigriopus californicus
Lineage: Eukaryota; Metazoa; Arthropoda; Copepoda; Harpacticoida; Harpacticidae
Product: FMRFamide-activated amiloride-sensitive sodium channel-like
Exons: 4
Coding region: 597-2108 (503 amino acids)
Biological process (GO): sodium ion transmembrane transport
Cellular component (GO): membrane
Molecular function (GO): ligand-gated sodium channel activity
Source: RefSeq, a predicted model, not a curated record